AUGUCUGACGCUGCUCAGUGUCCUUGUACGUUGGUCGUUCAGUUUCCGGCUGAAGUCUACCGUUCUACUGGUGAGUCCGUGGUUCUUCCCGAGCUCCUCAAGUCUGUGGAUGUCCCAAAGGUACGCUGUGUGCAGUUUAUUCGUAAUGGUCUUGUCCGCGUCACGUUUACUGAUGCUGCCAGUUGCGAUGCAGCCUUGUCAAGUGGCGUCGCUUUCCGUGGUGAUCGCCUGCCAGUUUCUCCGGUAUCAGCUCGUUCUCGUCUUGUUUAUCUGCGGGAUUUGCCUGCUGAAGUUCCUGUUCCUUUUGUUAAAGCUGCUCUUUCCUCGUAUGGAACUGUACAUGAUGUGACCGCGAUGGAGCACUCUGGUUAUCCUGGUCUCUUGAACGGCACCCGUUUGGUUAAAGUUACGUUGGAAAAUGACAUUCCGUCGACUGUUCAUAUCCGUGGUUUUGAUUGUCGAGUGUGGUAUCAGGGUCAACCACAAGCUUGCGCUGUUUGUCGUUCAUAUCGUCAUCGUGUUAGAGAGUGUCCUCUUAACGGCCUUUGCCGUCGUUGUCAUCAAGCUGGUCACGUAGCUCGUGAGUGUCGUGAACCUCGCCGUCGUCCGUCUACUGUGUAUCAGGAGUCUUUGUCUGUUUUGGUUGGAUCGUCUGAAGUUGCGGACAGUAAUGAUGAAACUAAUGAAGUG
Porites evermanni is the source of this 690-nucleotide messenger RNA. The record is from the annotation of a GenBank genome assembly. NCBI's taxonomy places the organism in Eukaryota, Metazoa, Cnidaria, Anthozoa, Scleractinia, Poritidae.